AUGAAUUCGAACGCUUUUUUAAGACAUGGAUACUUACCGAUACGCAAGGACGAUUGCUCAUACGUUUGGAACAUUCCCACUGAAGAUCGUUGUAGAUGGGUGAAAGAAACCAAAGAUUGCUUUACGGAUUCCGUAAUUCAAUAUACGGAAAUCCUGUUUUGCUCCUUUGGUUCGGAGAACACGUUUUUAUUCGCUAUAGGACUGGUGAUAAUGGUCAUAUGGCUUUUAUAUCUGUUUUUAAUUUUAGGAACUACAGCGGAUACAUUUUUUCAUUUCCUCUGUCUGUGUAGCUUCUGCCCGUCACUGGCGGUGAUAGCCAGUGUUUUGCAGCUGUCGGACAAUAUAGCCGGGGUGACGAUAUUGGCAUUCGGAAACGGUGCUCCUGACAUCUUCACGUCCCUCGUAUCGGGUACCGACGAAGGGAUAAUAAUGUUCACGGAAUUAAUCGGCGCCGGUGUCUUCGUGACGGCGAUUAUCGCCGGCUCUGUUGCGGUAGUCAAUCCCUUUCGAGUCCUGUUGAAACCCUUGAUGAGAGACGCAUGCUUUUACAUCGUUACGGUAUGCUGGAUCAGCUACGUCAUAAAAGAUGGCAUGAUUUACCUUUGGGAAGCUAUCAGCUUUGUUCUUUGCUACCUAUUGUUCAUCAGCCUGGUGGUGAUAAUGCAGAUAUACGAGAACCGGGAGGAGAGGCUAAAAAGCAGGAUCCCAAGCGUACCCGAUCCAGAUAUCCUGCGCACUUACUUGGCGAACAAGGACAAGGACAUCAUUCCCAGGAUUCCCGUAAAGGGUCGUGCCGUUAGGUUGCGAACUAAGAUGGAUAUUGCAAUUGCGGUCGAGUUGGGAAAAGAACAGAGGCAAAACAGAACAACACUGCCAGAAGAGAUGGUGAUAGAAGACGUUGACAGGCCAAAGGGACUUUUCAAGGAAUUUCUCUAUGACAUUAAUCCGAUAGGAGAAGAAGAUUGGACAAGUUCAAAUCGACUCGUUAAAUUUAUUUUAAUCAUACGUUCGCCUGUCAUGCUUCUUCUUCAAUUAUUUAUUCCGCUUGUGAACAUGACUACGGUAAAGAGAGGUUGGACCAAGUUGCUAAAUUGCUUCCAGCUGUGUGUGACACCGACGUUGUCGUUGUUUCUAUUAAACGUGGUGCCAAUAUUCCUGGUGGUUGGUACCGUAAUUGGUGUAAUUGUAUUUCUAAUGACCCACGUGGAUCGCGUACCAAAGUUUCAUAACGCUUUUGCAUUUUUCGGAUUCUUGGCUGCUAUGCUGACGGUCUAUUUGGUAGCCGGGGAGGUGAUGGCAGUCCUCCAAUGCGUAGGAUACGCUUUCAGUAUAUCGGACGCCAUGCUCGGUAUUACGUUCCUCGCGUGGGGAAACAGCGUAGGUGAUCUCAUAUCGAACGUUGCCAUAGCUAGACAAGGAUUUCCACGAAUGGGAUAUGCAGCUUGCUUUGGCGGACCGAUGUUCAAUACACUCUUGGGAUUGGGACUAACUUACGGAAUGGCAGCCAGCAAGCAGCCAGAUCAUCGUACAAACAUGAGAAUGAGCGAUAUGGCGCCUGGUUGUUUGGCUUUCCUUCUAUGCUCAUUAAUAAUGUCUAUUAUUUACUUAAACAUUACUGGGUCUAUAGCACGAAGAUCAUACGGCUACCUCUUGUAUACUAUAUAUUUCACGUUUAUCCUCAUUCAAUUCCUCAGCGAAUUCAAAGCGAUUCAUCCACUCGGUACCGAUCAUCGACCGUAA
Molecule: messenger RNA, 1740 nt
Organism: Bombus pyrosoma
Lineage: Eukaryota; Metazoa; Arthropoda; Insecta; Hymenoptera; Apidae
Product: mitochondrial sodium/calcium exchanger protein-like
Exons: 9
Coding region: 1-1740 (579 amino acids)
Biological process (GO): transmembrane transport; intracellular calcium ion homeostasis; monoatomic cation transport
Cellular component (GO): membrane
Molecular function (GO): calcium:sodium antiporter activity
Source: RefSeq, a predicted model, not a curated record